Molecule: messenger RNA, 1401 nt
Organism: Physeter macrocephalus (sperm whale)
Lineage: Eukaryota; Metazoa; Chordata; Mammalia; Artiodactyla; Physeteridae
Product: acyl-coenzyme A synthetase ACSM1, mitochondrial
Exons: 10
Coding region: 16-1401 (461 amino acids)
Biological process (GO): fatty acid biosynthetic process; acyl-CoA metabolic process
Cellular component (GO): mitochondrial matrix
Molecular function (GO): fatty acid ligase activity; fatty-acyl-CoA synthase activity
Source: RefSeq, a predicted model, not a curated record
UGAGGACUCUCCACCAUGCAACGGCUGAUGAAGUUCCGGGUCCUCUGGGGCAUCCACAAAUCCCGCUGUGGCCUCCACCCUGCCCUUCAGCGCCUGCGCUGCCGGUCUUUAUCGGGAGCUGGAGCCCCAAGAUGGAAUGACUAUGAUACACCUGAGGAAUUUAACUUUGCAAGUGAUGUGCUGGACUACUGGACUCAAAUGGAGAAGGAAGGCAAGAGAGGCCCAAACCCAGCCCUGUGGUGGGUGAAUAAUCAAGGGGAUGAAGUGAAGUGGAGUUUCAGAGAGAUGACAGACUUAACCCGUCGUGCAGCCAACGUCUUCACACAGACCUGUGGCCUGCAGGAGGGAGACCAUCUAGCCUUGAUUCUGCCUCGAGUGCCUGAGUGGUGGCUGGUGAUUGUGGGCUGCAUCCGAACAGGGAUCAUCUUCAUGCCAGGGACCACCCAGAUGAAAGCCAAGGACAUUCUCUACCGACUACAAGUGUCUAAAGCCAAGGGCAUCGUGACCACAGACACCCUUGCCCCAGAGGUGGAUUCUGUCGCUUCUGAGUGUCCUGCUCUGAAAACCAAGCUCCUGGUGUCUGACCACAGCCGUAAAGGGUGGCUGGACUUCCGAUCACUGAUUAAGUCAGAAUCCCCAGUUCACACCUGUAUUAAGUCAAAGACCCUGGACCCAAUGGCCGUCUUCUUCACCAGUGGGACCACAGGCUUCCCCAAGAUGGCAAAGCACAGCCAUGGACUUGCUUUGCGAUCUGUCUUCCCUUCAUGCAGGAAAUUACUGCAGCUGAAGACGUCUGAUGUCCUCUGGUGCCUAUCAGACACAGGCUGGAUUCUGGCUGUCCUGGGGUCCCUGCUUGAACCAUGGACAGCGGGGUCUACAGUCUUUGUCCAUCAUCUGCCCCAGUUUGACCCCAAGGUCAUUGUACAGACUUUAUUCAAAUACCCUAUUACCCAAUGCUUUGCUGCUCCCUCUGUAUUUCGAAUGAUUCUGCAGCAGAAUUCCACCAGUCUCAGGUUCCCCACCCUGGAGCACUGCUGUACUGGUGGGGAGGCCCUGCUGCCCGAGGAGCAAGAGCUGUGGAGAAGACAGACAGGCAUUCUGCUCUACCAGGCCUACGGACAGUCAGAAACGGGAAUAAGUUGUGGCACCCUCCGGGGGAUGAAGAUCAAGCCGGGUUCCAUGGGGAAGGCCAUCCCACCCUACGACAUUCAGAUCAUUGAUGACAAGGGCAACAUCCUGCCGCCCAACACUGAAGGAAACAUUGGCAUCAGGAUCAAGCCCACCAGGCCCACAGGCAUCUUCAUGUACUACGAGGUGGAGUUUGUCUCAGAGCUGCCCAAAACCGUCACCGGCAAGAUACAAAGAAGUGAACUCCGGAAGAAGGAGUUUGGUCAGGUGUAA